Molecule: messenger RNA, 1456 nt
Organism: Phyllopteryx taeniolatus (common seadragon)
Lineage: Eukaryota; Metazoa; Chordata; Actinopteri; Syngnathiformes; Syngnathidae
Product: Golgi apparatus membrane protein TVP23 homolog B-like
Exons: 7
Coding region: 245-829 (194 amino acids)
Biological process (GO): protein secretion; vesicle-mediated transport
Cellular component (GO): Golgi membrane
Source: RefSeq, a predicted model, not a curated record
UGAGAAUACUAAAUGAUAAUAGUGGCAUGUCUGAAUAAUGGAAAGUCUUAACCUUUGUAAAUACAAAUUUUGCAUACGUUCACUUAACGCUCUAAUACAGUCCUAAUGUAGUUUGUCUCAAAUGACUUGCCGUAAGUACUUUUCCAAGUAUGGCGGUUGAUGUACGCAUGCGCAGAUGGUUCGGUUAUAAAUUCACUUCCGUGUGCAGUUUGGGACACCACAAGUACAAACCAACCUGUAAAAAAUGCACCAGAGCUCCCAACACGCUCCUCUUUUUGGGGACGAUGACGACAGAGCCCUGUCAAAAAAGUCCGAAGUCAGGCACCCUGUGGUGUCAUUCCUGCAUCUGUUCUUCCGAACCGCUGCCCUCUUGGUCUACUUAUUGUACGACUACUACAGCAGUCACUUCAUCGCCUGCAUGGUCACCAUCAUCCUCCUCCUGUCGUGUGACUUCUGGACCGUCAAGAAUGUGUCAGGGAGAUUGAUGGUGGGCCUUCGGUGGUGGAAUCAAGUCCACGAGGAUGGGACGAGCCACUGGCUGUUCGAGGCAAGGAAGCCUGACAGUUUGAACCGGACGACGAGCGCCGAGUCCAAGAUCUUCUGGCUCGGCCUCAUCGUGUUUCCCGCCCUCUGGGUUGUCUUCGUCUUCAGCGUCAUCCUCACCUUUCAAAUUAAAUGGCUGGCCGUUGUAGUGAUGGGCGUCGUGUUACAAGGGGCCAACCUGUACGGCUACGUCAGGUGUAAGGUGAGGGGCAAGUCCAGCCUCAGCAACGUGGCGAAGAACUACCUCGGGGCUCAACUCCUGAAACAGGCUAUGAGGACAACAUAGGAGGUGGAAAUUUGUGGACAAGUGCUGAAUUUCUCGGCGGGGGGUGAAGGUCUUAUUUUUAAUGAUUGCUGCUGUUUGUUUAACUUAAACUUUGGAUUAUUAUUAUUUUUUUAAAUUACCUUAUUUUCAAAAUGCACUGGGAAUGGCGAGUGCACAUUUUUUCACCGAUGUUACAUCAAAACCAAGUAUUGCACUAAUUAGUUUUCCACCAGGAGGGAGGGAAUUAACUGCGAUAUCGUUGGCCUAGCGUAAUGACCUACGGGCGUUUGGAACAGUUUCAUAAAACAACAAAAAGCACAACAAAUUGAACAAACAAGAAAAGUAUAGUUGCCAUGGCUCUCAACCUUUGAGGAUUACCGUGACCUGGAUGAUGGAGAAUCUACAUCUUUUUUUUCAUAUUUAUAUUGUGACAGCAAGUUUAAAAAAAAAAAAAAAAAAAAAACUUUUAAUAACAAUUAUGUUAUUAGGCUAACAAUAUGCUCAAAUCCCGAUAUUGGGAAAUGUUAGCAUUGUUUCCAAGUUCUUUCGGAACAAGGGGUGGCUGCUGAUGGGUGAUAUUUCGACUUUUAUCAUGUUAAAAGUGUCACCUUGCUUAUAAUUUACAGUAAUAAACCUACAGAAAACUGA